UGGGUCCUCACUUCCAGCUUCGAUGCAGCUGGUGGACAACGAGACCUUCCUCAAGCAGUUGUCGACGUUGUUUGAGUCGAGCUCAAAAUCUGGAUCGAUAUGGUUAACGCAUAAACGACUUACCCAUGAGGGCGGCGAUGCCCAUAUGUCAUCGGGGGAAGACGAUACCAAGGAGUUUCCUUGUCUGGUUCGGGUCACCGACGGCAAAGACGCCAAAUUCUCCACAACCGUGCAACCAUCGGAUCUGGAGAAGUUCCAUGCGGCGUAUGGGGUAUUGCUCAAGUCGUCGAUGACCUCUCUCCGAAAGCGCGACAAGAAGCGCGAAAAGCACCGUGCCGAGGAAGCCGCACGCAAGAAACGCCGCCUGCAAGAGGAGAUCGUCAUCGAGGGCGUGAAGCGAGGGAACGGCCGAAGAAAGAGACAGAGGAAGAUCAAGGCUGCGCUGAAGCUGGAGGAGUCGAAGAAAAGGGCGCAGGAGAAGGAAGAGGCCAAGGCACGGGCGAAGACCAGCUAACUUUACUCGGUCUGUACUCGCAUCCAAAUAUGCUGUUGUAUCAUCAGGGCCAACGUACACCGUUGCUCUUCAAUGGAGUGGCCUACGC
Molecule: messenger RNA, 602 nt
Organism: Trametes versicolor FP-101664 SS1
Lineage: Eukaryota; Fungi; Basidiomycota; Agaricomycetes; Polyporales; Polyporaceae
Product: signal recognition particle SRP9/SRP14 subunit
Exons: 4
Coding region: 23-514 (163 amino acids)
Biological process (GO): SRP-dependent cotranslational protein targeting to membrane
Cellular component (GO): signal recognition particle, endoplasmic reticulum targeting
Molecular function (GO): 7S RNA binding; endoplasmic reticulum signal sequence receptor activity
Source: RefSeq, a predicted model, not a curated record